Molecule: messenger RNA, 1169 nt
Organism: Physella acuta
Lineage: Eukaryota; Metazoa; Mollusca; Gastropoda; Physidae
Product: neurogenic locus Notch protein-like
Molecular function (GO): calcium ion binding
Source: RefSeq, a predicted model, not a curated record
GAUGAGUGUGCUGAUAAACUAGAUAACUGUGAUCAGUUAUGUACCAACACUCUAAGAAGUUUUAAUUGUUCCUGUUAUCCUGGUUUUAAUAGCUCCAAAAAUGCAUGUAUUAAAACAGAAACAGGUAUAAAUCAGUGUAAAUCAGUCAACACAACAUGCACAUAUCGCUGCAAUAAUGACACUCAAGGCUGUUUUUGUAAACGUGGAUUUAUUCUGAAAGAAGAUGGCAUUGAUUGUAUAGCUGUGGACCCUUGCGUCAAUUUUUAUCUUAACUGCACCUCAAUGUUUCUGUCAUACUGGCUUCACUCUUAGCACUAAUAACUUUGAUUGCAUUGAUGUAAAUGAAUGCAAAUCAGAAAAUAACAAGUGUGAUGGAAACUGUGUUAAUACUAUGGGCUCCUACAACUGCUCAUGCCCUGUAGGCUAUAAACUGCAAAAUGAUAAAUUAAGCUGUCGAGCAUGUGAUGCUUAUCAUUGGGGAGAUAACUGCGAAACUACAUGUAACUGCAGCAUACAAGGCACGUCAAGUAGUGAUGCUGAAAUUGGAUGUCAAUGUAAAACAGGCUGGGCUGGGACAUGGUGUGAGAUUGAUCAAGAUGAAUGUUCUAGUGAAAUUUUUCCUUGUCUGCCAUUGUCUACAUGUAUUAACACACGUGGAUCAUUUGAAUGUCAGUGUAAAGAAGGAUACAUUGACUUAACUAAUCAUACAUGCACAGAAUGUUAUUAUGGAACUAACAGAUACAGUUGUAAUCAAAAUUGCACAUGUAAUGUAACAAAGGGUAUUUGCUUUCCUGAGAAUGGAACAUGUGAGUGUCUAAAGGGAUGGAAUGACACAGGCUGUAAUACUGAUAUAAAUGAAUGUAACUACCAAAUCAAUCCAUGUCAGAACAAUUCAAACUGUGUUAACACUUUGGGAUCAUAUAGAUGUGUCUGUGAUAAAGGCUUCUUUAAAUCAAACCAUGGUUGCACUCCUUGUAGUAAAAUGAAAUUUGGUCAAGACUGCAGUGAAAAGUGUAAUUGUGUUCAGCUUCACACUGAGAAAUGCAAUAAUAUUGAUGGAUCCUGUACAUGAAAGCCCGGCUGGACUGGAGUUCAUUGUGAGACAGAUAUUAAUGAAUGUUUAAACACUUGCUACUGUCCAGAUGCUGAUGACCAUUGUUUUAAUAUAA